AUGGCAGCGCAGGUCCCGCGCAACUUCAAGCUCCUUGCUGAGCUGGAGAAGGGCGAGAAGGGCAUGGGCGCAGGUGCCUGUUCUUAUGGCUUGGAAGAUCCCGAGGACAUCUUCAUGACACAUUGGCGUGGGACGAUCUGGGGUCCUCCUCACGGCAACCAUGAGAACCGCAUCUACGAACUUAAGAUGGAGUGUGGCCCCAACUACCCCCGCGAGCCCCCCGAGAUUCACUUCGUCAGCCAGAUCAACCUCCCCGGCGUGAACCCGAACGACGGACAGGUGGACAAGAACGCGGUCGGUAUUCUUCGCGACUGGACCAGGAUUGCGGCCGAGCUAGCUAAGAACGCUCGGCCCAAGGAGGAUCCUCUUAGCUUGGAGUCGGCUCUGAUUGCGAUACGGAAGUUUAUGGACGAGAACAAGAAGCUCCCACAACCCCCUGAGGGGUCCAAAUGCUUUGCCCUCUACCGGUCGCUCAUGCGCCAGGGCCGUCUCGUACCCAUUCCCGAUGAACUUGUCAACAGCUCGACCCUCGGCCCGGGCAACCCAAUCCAAUGGCUCAUCCGCAACGGCUUCCGCCGUAACAAACACGAAGUCUCCCCACGCCUCGUAAUAUCCGCCCUCAAAAACGGCUACCGAUACCUAACCCUCCUCACCCGCGCCGCCGACCCUUCCUCUUCUGACCACGCCUCCGUCCUCGAUUUCAUCCGUGAGAACCAACAACGCCUGUUAGUUCGCCAAGCCAAAGCCGCAGAGGCAAAAGCCAAGCUUAUCUCCACGGCCCCAAUCCCCGAUCGCAUCCCCAUCAUCAUCAAAAUCUCUGCCGAGGGCGAACCGCCGGUGUACGCCCCGAAUAUCCCGCCUCGCCCGCUGUCUUCCUUCCCCAAUGGGGUCCGUAAACCACCCCACCUGGCACACGCCAACGAUAUCCCGUUUCUGCGGAUGAAGAAGCCGCAGCCGCGAUUUCUGGGGCGCGUGAUUCGCCAACGUAUGGAGCGCCGGAUCGACCGGUUAAAUGUCAUGUAUGAGAUCGACGAUGUCUUGAUUUAUGAUGCUGCGGUGGAGGACGAGUGGGAUGAGAUGAUGGAGUUUAUGCUCGCGAAGAAGAACACAACAGAGACCGAAGAGAUACAGGACGAGGAGGAGACCGAGGAGCCGACAUACCAGGAGGUCCUGCGCAGCGUGCAGUUUCAUCUGAUUGAGGUAGCCGAGGCGGAGCGGAAGGACCUGGUGGCGAGGAGUCAGGCGUUGUGGGAGAUUGUACAACGGGAGCGGGCGUUGGCCUUGGAAGAGGAGAAGGAGAGGCUAGUACGCGAAGGCAGGGGGUAUGAAGAGCCGAAGCUUAAGUGGAGUGAAAGCAGAAACGCUGUGUCCCCAGAACAGGAGCAAGAGCAGGAGAAACCUGCCGAGAAAUCGGAAGUGGAUAAGCAUCAAUAUGUGCCUGCAGCCGAUGUCGAGAGCACACUCUCCACGGGCCAAAAAGCUCAGGGACAGGAAAGGCCUGAUGAAUCGGGCGAAGGAUCCAAGACAUCAUCACAGGAGCCUCCAUCACCAACAACGGACAAAGCAUAG
Messenger RNA from Dichotomopilus funicola, 1569 nucleotides. Its product is annotated as putative ubiquitin-conjugating enzyme. Gene Ontology annotation, cellular component: nucleus. Lineage: Eukaryota; Fungi; Ascomycota; Sordariomycetes; Sordariales; Chaetomiaceae. Gene Ontology annotation, biological process: protein K63-linked ubiquitination; DNA damage tolerance. The transcript has 8 exons. The record is from RefSeq and is a predicted model, not a curated record. The coding region runs from base 1 to 1569 and encodes 522 amino acids.